AUGGGACCUCUGCAGGGAGAGGGCAGACUGGCCCUUGGGGAGACCAAUGUGGCUCCAAGGCGGAGUUCAGUCGGGAUCUGGUCUCUGCCUCAGCCCUACAAGGAGCCUGUCCUACAGGACAUGGGGUUGCCACUGCCCAAGAAGACGGGCCUCAUUCUCUGCCUGUGGAGAAAGUUCUGCAGAUGGUUCCAGAGACAGGAGUCCUGGGCUCAGAGCCGAGAUGAGCAGAACCUGCUGCAGCAGAAGAGGAUCUUGGAGUGUCCUUUCCUUCUAGCUGCCAAAGAGAAUGAUGUCCAGACUCUCAACAAGCUGCUCAAGUAUCAGGCCUGUGAGGUGCACCAAAGAGGAGCCAUGGGAGAGACAGCGCUGCACAUAGCGGCCCUCUAUGACAACCUGGAGGCCGCCAUGGUGCUGAUGGAGGCUGCCCCAGAACUGGUCUUGGAGCCCAUGACAUCUGAGCUGUAUGAGGGUCAGACUGCACUGCACGUGGCCAUCAUGAACCAGAAUGUGAACUUGGUACGAGCCCUGCUCGCCCAUGGGGCCAGCGUCUCUGCCAGAGCUAUAGGCACAGCUUUCCACCUCAGCCCCCACAACCAUAUCUACUUUGGGGAGCACCCUUUGUCCUUUGCUGCCUGCGUGGGCAGUGAGGAGAUCGUGCGUCUGCUGAUUGAACAUGGAGCUAACAUCCGGGCCCAGGACUCUCUGGGAAACACAGUGUUGCACAUCCUCGUCUUCCAGCCCAACAAGAACUUUGCCUGCCAGAUGUACAACCUGCUGCUGUCCUAUGACAGGCGUGGGGACCACCUGCAGUCCCUGGACCUUGUGCCCAAUCACCAGGGUCUUACCCCCUUCAAGCUGGCUGGAGUGGAGGGCAACACUGUGAUGUUCAAUCAUCUCAUGCAGAAGUGGAAGCACAGCCAGGGGACAUUUGGGUUGACAACCUAUACCCUCUAUGAUCUCACAGAGAUCGAUUCCUCGGGAGAUGAGCCAUCACUGCUGGAACUUAUUGUCACCACCAAGAAGCGGGAGGCUCGCCAGAUCCUGGACCAGACACCAGUGAAGGAGCUGGUGAGCCUCAAAUGGAAGAGAUACGGGCGGCCCUACUUUUGCCUGCUGGGUGCCUUGUAUGUGCUCUACAUCAUCUGCUUCACUGUGUGCUGCAUCUACCGCCCCCUGAAGCCCAGGACUGAUAACCGCACACAGCCCAGGGACAACACCCUCCUGCAGCAGAAGCUCCUUCAGGAGGCCUAUGUGACCCCCGAGGAUGCUAUCCGACUGGUAGGGGAACUGAUAACUGUCAUUGGAGCUGUGUUCAUCCUGAUUGUAGAGAUUCCAGACAUCUUCAGGGUGGGAGUCACUCAAUUCUUUGGACAUACCAUCCUUGGAGGGCCAUUCCAUGUCCUCAUCAUCACCUAUGCCUGCAUGGUGCUGGUCACCAUGGUGAUGAGGCUCACCAACACCAGUGGGGAGGUGGUCCCCAUGUCCUUCGCCCUGGUGCUGGGGUGGUGCAAUGUCAUGUACUUCGCCCGAGGAUUCCAGAUGCUGGGCCCCUUCACCAUCAUGAUCCAGAAGAUGAUUUUUGGGGACUUGAUGAGAUUCUGCUGGCUGAUGGCUGUGGUCAUCCUGGGCUUUACCUCAGCCUUCUAUAUCAUCUUCCAGACAGAGAACCCCGAUGAGCUGGGCCAUUUCUACAAUUACCCCAUGGCACUGUUCAGCACCUUUGAGAUGUUCCUCACCAUCAUUGAUGGCCCUGCCAACUAUGACGUGGAUCUGCCCUUCAUGUACAGCAUCACGUACGCUGCCUUCGGAAUCAUUGCAACACUGCUCAUGCUCAACCUCCUUAUUGCCAUGAUGGGCGACACUCACUGGAGGGUGGCUCAUGAGAGGGAUGAGCUCUGGAGAGCUCAGGUUGUGGCCACCACAGUGAUGCUGGAGCGGAAGUUGCCUCGCUGCCUAUGGCCUCGCUCCGGGAUCUUUGGGGGAGAUUAUGGGCUGGGGGACCGCUGGUUCCUCAGGGUGGAAGACAAGCAGGACUUCUACCAGCAACGAGUCCGGCACUAUGCACGGGCCUUCUACAACCGGGGAUCCGAUGACUUGGACAAAGAUUCAGAAAAACUCCCACAUCGCCCCUCUGGCCCCAACUUGUCCCUUCCUACCCCCUCGGUGUCUCGGAGCACUUCCCGCAGCAGCACCAACUGGGAGAAACUUCGACAGGGGAUCCUGAAGACAGAAUUGACGGGGGCGGUCAACAGGGGUCUGGAAGAGGAGGGCUUGGAGUAUCAGAUCUGA
Messenger RNA from Pipistrellus nathusii (Nathusius's pipistrelle), 2289 nucleotides. NCBI's taxonomy places the organism in Eukaryota, Metazoa, Chordata, Mammalia, Chiroptera, Vespertilionidae. The record is from the annotation of a GenBank genome assembly.